Emiliania huxleyi CCMP1516 is the source of this 1245-nucleotide messenger RNA. RefSeq lists its product as hypothetical. The record is from RefSeq and is a predicted model, not a curated record. NCBI's taxonomy places the organism in Eukaryota, Haptophyta, Isochrysidales, Noelaerhabdaceae. The coding region runs from base 1 to 1245 and encodes 414 amino acids. The transcript is spliced from 2 exons.
AUGACCAACCCGUUGACGUGGGUGGGGCGUGGGGCAUCCCUCCUGGCGAGCGGCCGGGCGGCGCAGCGCGCGAGCCGCGGAGUCGACAGGACGUCACAACGCGACGGCCGCGAAGGCAGGGGGGCGGCGACGAGGGAGGCGUGGCCCGUGCCCGUGCUGAGCACGGUGGCGGCGCCGGCCGGGGCCGACGUCGAGCAGCUGUACCGUCCGGCGUUGCCGCCCUCGAGGGCGUCGCUGCGCGAGGCGGGGCGCCGGCGCGCGGAGCUCAAGCAGGCGGAGGCCGAGGCACCGGCCGCGAUGAAACGCAGGCGGGAGGAGGAGUGCGUCGAGCGGGAGGCGGAGCUUCUUGCGCCGCUGGCGGCGGCGGACGCGCCGAGGGGCAAGCGGCGGCGAAGCGUGCUCGCUGCGGCCGUCAUGCACGAGGCGAUCCCGGACGGACAGGCAGCGGUGCACGAGGCCAAGCCGGUGGGGGCUCACGGUGCCAAGAAGUGCAGGGAAGUGAUCCAGCGCUGGCGGGAGUUCGAGGCCGCCAUGACCGAGGGGGACGAGGUCACGCGCAGCAACUGGCGGGCCGGCAUGAGCGCCGGCUAUCCGUCGACGCAGCUGACGCUCAAGUUCAUUAAGUGGCUGCUCGUCACACGCAUUUAUCAGUCGCACUCGACGCGGCGAGAUGGACGCGAGAUGAUCGGCCGGUCGGCGAACCAAGUGGGCCAGAUGGCCACGUGGAUGCGGAAACACGUCUGGCCGGCCCUCUUCAGCAGCGCCGGCUUCCCGACAGGGUCGGCGGCGUUGGCGUACUGGCGGCCGAUCCUUCAGCACCUGGAGAGCCUUGUCGGGGGUGGCGGCGGAGGCGCGCAGCAGCUGGCGGGGGUGGCGAUGGCGGCGGCUCAGGCGGUGCAGACGGAGGCGGGAGCGGACGCGUCCACUGUCGAAUUGGCGGGCGACGCGGCGAGCCGGGCGGCGCAGCUGGGCGUACGCGCGGCGACGGCGUCGAGCACGACGCGAGAGCACCUCAACCAGACGGGCGAGUACUUGCUCCAAGACGCACUGCUGAGUGAGCCUUUCGAGGUCAACGAGUCGUUCGUGCUCAACGCGUACCUCGGGUUCGCGCGACAGAUGGGCUGCAGGCCAGGCAUGGCGGUCAAGUACUCGAGAGCGCCAUGCCUGCAGGAGUCGCUUAGGCGGCUCCCAUGGUGUACCUGUGUUAGUGCCACUGUGCUGGGUGUGGGACUAUCUCUCUACUAG